AUGUACCAAACCGAUCGCCAACGAAUUCCGAUCAAGUUCAGACACAAAGAGGAACGGGUCCCAGAAUCACUGUUCUGCCUGUGUCUGAAGUAUGUGGCGCGAAACUUGGACACUCUGUGUACGGAGACUCUUGAUGGUUAUACUCUGCACGAUGGAUUGGCUUUGCCAAGCGAGAUAUGUGAACCAUUCAUCGAGGUUUAUCAGAGCAACGGUGGCGAGAUUUUCGACCGUUUUGCACAUCUAUUCGUAGACGUUACCAAAACCAACUUGAGAUCGGUACACAUAAGUAACUCAAGUAUUACUGACGAAGGUCUUGAGUACCUGCUGUGCCACGACCUAUAUGAACUCACACUUACAAACUGUCAGAAUCUCACUCACAAAACUUAUAUAAAUAUAUUCAAACAUGCCGUCAACCUUCGUUCGUUGACCAUUGGUCCAAAUGUACAAAUAACUCCUUACAACAAGCUGUCAAACUCUUCACUAUCUCUAGAUGAUCUCCCCUCAAGAAUCUACAAGAAGGCACCCAAUCUUAGACAUUUUGUGUUGCGAGCAAUUGCAGAAUCACCAUUCACUAGUGACAACAUAUUUCUGGGUGUCAUGCUUGAUAAGCUCAUACAGCUGAGGUUCUUGGACCUCUCUUAUUGCUUAGGUGUUGGCAGUCUGCGUUACUUGUGUAAACUCACCAGCUUACAUACAUUGAUACUUUUCGAUGUGCCCCAUCUGCAAAACAAUGACGCAAUAAUCAAUAUUUGUUCCCUGAAAUCUCUGGUUGUUUUAGAUAUAUCGCAAACUGAGACUUUCCCAGAACAAGGUAUUUACAAAGAUGAAAAUAAAAUUUUAGCACUAAUUGUGACCUGUCUACCAAAUCUUAUGUCUUUGGAUAUAUCCGGUACAAAUUUGGCUGGAAAAGGCACUGCAGAACAGUCUAUGUGUGAAUCACUGAGUGGCAGGAAGUCGGACAUUCCUGGUUUAGAGUAUCGAGUAGACAAUCCUUUGGAAUUUUUAGGUUUAUAUCAUACUCAGCACAAUGCUUGCAGGCGGCACGAUAUUCCUGCAAAAAUUAUCAGUGGUGAUGCUAACGAAGAACAGAUCUUCAAUGCUGCUGCUUCGUGUAUGGACAAACCAAAAUUACUUCAAAACAUUUUAAACGAUCUUUACCACUUAUUGAGGUAUGACCAGUGUACACAAAUUGAUCAAGCUCUUGACAUAGUAUUGGAAGCUCUUACUAGAUAUGUAAAAGAGAAACUCAUUCAAAUUUCUGGGAGUGCAACACUUUUCUAUAUUGUGAAAAAUAAAGAUCGGCCAUUACUAUUAAAUGAUAUAACAGUAAAACGACGUAUUAUCACAACACUAUUAACUGGAAUGGACUAUCACAACUAUGAUGAAACAAUGAUGCGGAAUGGAUGUUUGACUUUGUGUCAGUUAAGAAUACCUCAAGAUGUGAUGUUCGAGUUUAAACGUUUAGUACAAAUGUUACUACACAUUGUAUCUACUAGUGACCAUGAAGGGUUUGUACAAAGAAUUGGUAUUUAUUUACUAAACUCAGUUGCAUGCCAGGUGAACAAUAAACAAAAAAAUGAACUUGGAGAUGCUGGCGCAAUUAAGAAAAUGAUGGCAAUAAUCAAAGAUAGGCUUCAUCGAAGAGUUUGCGAUGAUGUUCUUGAAGUUGCUUGGUCAACAAUGUGGAACGUAACAGAUGAAGCACCAAAAAAUUGUAAAAGGUUUCUAGAUGGAAAUGGAAUGAAAUACUUCAUUGGAUGCUUAUCAACUUUUCCGGAUAAAAAUGAACUGAUGCGGAAUAUGAUGGGUUUAUUGGGCAAUGUUGCUGAAGUGAGUGAGCUACGAUGUAGACUUAUGCAAGGACAUUUUAUCAAAGUGUUUUCUGACCUUUUAUAUUCUACUCAGGACGGAAUUGAGGUUAGUUACAAUGCUGCUGGGGUAAUUGCCCACUUGGCAUCAGAUGGUCAAAGAUCGUGGAUUAUAAAAAACCCAACAAGAAAUAAAGUAUUAGAUCGUAUGACUAAAGCCAUAAAAAAAUGGAACUUGGACGCUGAUCGAAAUAUUAACUAUCGUUCCUUUGAGCCAAUUUUACAGCUUGCACAAGUUAAGCACACACCUCAAUGUGCUCAUUGGGCAGCAUGGGCUUUAGCAAACCUCACUAAAGUUUACCCCGAGAAGUACUGUUCGAUUGUUAUAGCUGAGGGUGGUUUAAGAAUCAUGAGUGAACUACUCGAAGAACACAGUCAACUUCAAAAUAAUCAGCCUGGGGUUAUACAUAGUCUAGCUCAAACAGUCAUUGACCAAUGUCUGAUGUAUAUGAAAAACACUAUAGAUGAAGCAAGAAAUCAGUGA
Molecule: messenger RNA, 2352 nt
Organism: Macrosiphum euphorbiae (potato aphid)
Lineage: Eukaryota; Metazoa; Arthropoda; Insecta; Hemiptera; Aphididae
Source: the annotation of a GenBank genome assembly